Messenger RNA from Grus americana (Whooping crane), 1851 nucleotides. It is a transcript of the gene AVEN, whose product is annotated as apoptosis and caspase activation inhibitor. Gene Ontology annotation, biological process: negative regulation of G2/M transition of mitotic cell cycle. The transcript is spliced from 6 exons. The record is from RefSeq and is a predicted model, not a curated record. The coding region runs from base 83 to 1162 and encodes 359 amino acids. NCBI's taxonomy places the organism in Eukaryota, Metazoa, Chordata, Aves, Gruiformes, Gruidae.
CUCUUUCCGGGAGUAGGCGGGGACCGGCGCAGCACAGGCCGGCCCGGCCACAGGCGGCGCGGGGGAAGGGCGCAGCCCGGCCAUGCAGCCUGAGCGGGGCGGCAGCCGGCCCCGCAGGGAAGGCGGCCGACACGGCCGGCGGCGGCCGGGCGGCGCGGAGAGGGCGGCCGAGCCGGCGCCUGAAGGAAGCGGCGGGGACGGCCACGGCCAUGGAGGAGGCGGGGGCCGGGGAAGAGGCGGCGCUCACGGGCACCGAGGAGGCGGGGGCCGGGGCAGGCGAGAGCCUCGGGGUCGCGGGGCAGCGCCACCGCCCGCCGCCCACCACCACCGGCGGGUAGAGGAGGAUGAUGAUACUGAAUCACGAGAGGAAGAAGAGAAGGAAGAACUGAAAAGCUAUUCAAGAAGAAAGAUUUUUUCCAACUGGAGCCGCUAUGAGGAUACAGAAAAAGAGGGGCAGAGUGAAUGUGGGGAAUCACAGAGAGGAACAGACUUCAGUGUCUUGCUUAGCUCAGCAGGAGAUUCCUUUACACAGUUCCGAUUUGCUGAUGAGAAAGAAUGGGAUAGAGAAACCAUAUGCCAUAAGCAGUUAUCUGCGCUUUCUGUUGACUGCCAGUCUUUGGUCCAGGCCCUUCAGGAAUUGCCUCUGCAUCUGAGGUUGAAUGUAGCUGCUGAACUUGUGCAGGCAUCAACACCUGUAGAGCUCCCACAGAUGAAAUCUAAGGUUAUUGAAGAUGGCAAGAGGAGAGAGCCUCUGUUCCGACAGUCUCUGGCUCAAAGUGAAACGGUGCUGGUCUCCCACCCCAUUGGUGAUUCUGUUGCUCCAUCAAAGCCUGGAAGUAAAAAUGGUCCUAGGACAAGUGCAACAGAACCAUUUCAGACAGCCCAUCCACUAUCAAAGCAAGAGACUGACUAUUUGGAUGAAGAACUAGAUCUUCUCCUAAAUCUAGCUGCUCCCAUUGAUACAGAAAAGAGACCUGUGUCAGGUGCAUUAUCCCACAACUUACCAACUGAGAAAGAUUUGAAAAUGGAUUGUAAGGAAAAUGACCCUUUAAAACUAGAUACGCCUGAAGAGAAGAGUACAGCGUCACAGCAACAGCAAAGCGCAUCUAAAAACAUUACCGAGGAAGAGCUUGAAGAUUGGCUGGACAGCAUGAUUUCCUGAAGCUCAGAUCUUCUUAUGUGAAUAAUUGAAUAUAGCAAACAUUAGGUAGCAAGUUGAAUCUUCCUUUAUCUCCUUGUUAUUUCCUUUAUCUGUUUCAGUUUGUUCAGUAUGCCAAAUGCCCAGUUUUCUUUGCUGGCACCUAAAAUUCUCUGCAACCAAAAAUCAUUUAGAUGUGAUUGAAAACUGUCUAAGACUAAUAUUCCUAGAAAGGUCUAAUAUUUGUGAUGAAAUUAAGAUUUUCUUUGCUAAAGAUGCAGGCUACAGCACACAAAGAGAAGAGUUAUUUCAGCUUGUACUUGCUCUAUGUAGUCCUUAAAAUAAAGCUAUGAAUGAGCAACGAAUACAUGUGUUUUUAGUCGCCAUCCUCACGCCACAUCUCCAUAUUGUAGAAAAAUGUGAAAGAAGACAGCAAAGGUAAUGUUUGGUUUGUAAUACUUUAUUGCAGUGGGCACUUUUUGUUAGAAGGAAAAAAAAAAAAUGCAUAAUCCUAGCAGUUUCUACUUGCAGGUGACCAUAGAGCAUUGUUUUAUUUUGGCCUAAGGUUUAAAUUGUAUUCAUUUUGAUACAGUGUAUGUCUUUUAACAGCAGCAUCUAAUAAGCUGUUAUUGAAGGUGGUAUAUAAACAAACUUCAAGUGCAGUUUCAUACAGAAAGACAGAAAAGCAAUACAGUUAAUGGAUCUGUUCAUCU